CGCUACUUCUGGCCCCGCCUCCGCUCCAGACUCGGAACUCUUCUUGUCCUUGUUGCUCGAGCGUUUCCAGCAGGUUGCGCGCUGGUUCUGGAAGCGGGAGCUUUCGCCCCGCUCUCGGUUAAGCCGCGCCGCGUCGCGCGGGGCCUCCGGAGCUCCUGGGAAGAGGAAGCGGCGUCUACCCGAGCAGGAAGAAAGCAGCGCGACGGGAUGUUGGCCCGAGAAUCCGAGGGAGCUCCCGAUGGGGGCUGAAGGACUGCAACCGCCCGGCCUCUCCGGGGCUUCUCCCCCGGCUCUUUGUUAAGCUCCGGCUCUUAGCCGCUCAGCUUCUGGCAGGGCGACUCGGGCGACCUCUGAGAAGCUCCCCGCGCAAUCGACUCCGCGUGCGGCGCUGCUAAAAAAGUUUGCUGCUCGCGGGCGGGCGGCGAAGGCGAGGCAGUGCAACCGCGGGGCGGAGUACAAACUUUCCUCCGGGGCUGUUGUUGCUGCAGCAGCUCGGCGGCUCCGUCCUGGGGAGGCUUCCUGACGCGGCGUUGGUAUCUGCCGACCCGUCUUUUUUAAAACUUCCGAGAGGCUCGGAUUUGGAGCCUCCCUUUGCGGACAGCAUCGGAUUAACAAAUCGAAUCGGAAGCCCGUCCCUUCCGAGGCUUCUUCCGCCUCCCUCCAAGGGAAUCUCUCCCCAAGUUGGGACCCCUUGUACGGGCACCGGCUCCAAAGCGUCUCUCCUUCCAUUCUUCCCCCCCGGCCCCGGGGGAGAUGUUCCAUUAAGGGGCGACCCAGCGCGGCCCGCCGCUGCUUGGCUUUGAGUUUCCGGCGUGGAGUUUAUGCUUCAAGGAAGAAACGGGUCCGCCUGUGUCUCCCGCGAGCCCCGCCAUGUCGACGGCGAUCACCGCCGCGGAAAAAGUGGAUGGCUUCACCCGGAGGUCGGUGCGCAAGGCUCAGAAGCAGAAGCGGUCGCAGGGCUCGUCGCAGUUCCGGAGCCAGAGCAGCCAAGUGGAGCUCUUCCCGCUGCCCCAGCUCAAAGAUGCUACUUCAAAUGAACAGCAAGUCCUCUUCUGUCAGAAAUUACAGCAGUGCUGUGUAUUAUUUGAUUUCAUGGACUCUGUCUCUGACUUAAGGAGCAAAGAAAUUAAAAGAGCAACACUGAAUGAACUAGUGGAAUAUGUUUCUACAAAUCGUGGUGUGAUAACUGAAUCAGCAUAUUCAGAAAUUGUAAAAAUGAUUAGCUCUAAUAUCUUUAGAACACUUCCUCCAAGUGAAAAUCCUGACUUUGAUCCAGAAGAGGAUGAGCCUACAUUAGAAGCUUCAUGGCCUCAUAUACAGCUGGUGUAUGAAUUUUUACUAAGGUUUUUAGAAAGUCCUGAUUUCCAACCUAGCAUUGCAAAACGACAUAUUGACCAGAAAUUUGUACAGCAGCUGUUGGAGCUUUUUGACAGUGAAGAUCCACGAGAGCGUGACUUUCUAAAAACAGUACUUCAUCGAAUUUAUGGCAAAUUCCUUGGAUUAAGAGCAUUCAUCAGGAAACAAAUCAAUAAUAUUUUUCUCAGGUUUAUAUAUGAAACAGAACAUUUCAAUGGUGUUGCUGAGCUACUUGAGAUACUGGGAAGUAUUAUCAAUGGUUUUGCAUUGCCACUGAAAGCUGAACAUAAACAAUUCCUUCUGAAGGUUCUUAUUCCAAUGCAUACUGCAAAGGGAUUAGCUUUAUUUCACGCACAGCUGGCGUACUGUGUUGUUCAGUUCUUGGAAAAAGACAUGGCAUUAACAGAGCCGGUUAUCAGAGGAUUGCUGAAAUUUUGGCCAAAAAUAUGCAGCCAGAAAGAGGUUAUGUUUUUAGGUGAAAUUGAAGAAAUUCUGGAUGUAAUAGAACCGACACAGUUCAAAAAAAUACAAGAGCCUCUUUUUAAACAGAUAGCAAAGUGUGUGUCAAGUUCACAUUUUCAGAUUGCAGAAAGGGCUCUGUACUUUUGGAAUAAUGAAUACAUUCUUGGUCUGAUUGAAGAGAACAUUGAUACAAUUUUGCCAAUUAUGUUUGGCAAUUUAUAUAAGAUCUCCAAAGAACACUGGAAUCCGACCAUUGUAGCAUUAGUAUAUAAUGUGCUGAAAACACUGAUGGAGAUGAAUGGGAAACUGUUUGAUGAACUCACAAGCACUUACAAAGCAGAAAGACAAAGAGAGAAGAAGAAAGAAUUAGAACGUGAAGAAUUGUGGAAAAAGCUGGAAGAACUCAGACUCACCAGAACUUUGUCUAACCAGCCAAGUAAUACCUCCUCCUCUCUGACAAAUAUACCAAAUGAUAGUGCCAAAGGGUUGGACUGGAAGACCUCUGAGAUCCCCUCUAGCCCUAUGAUUCUAUGAUUCAACCUGACUCUGAAGGAUGGCCUAGCUGCUCCAUUUAAAGUUUAGGCUGUGCAAUUUGUAUGCAGACGUGCAAGACAGCUCUUUGUGUUAAAGAAAAAGCAGUGCUUGAGAUGGCAAAAAAAAAAUGAUUCUUAAAAGUUUUGUCUGUUUUUACUUGAUCAGUGGGGUGCUCUUUUGCAGAUCUUUAUAUCAGAGUAUCAUUCCAAUCUCUUAAAUUUUAAUUGUGUGGAAAAUGGUUUUGUAUUGAAAGAUUGAGGGAUUGAGCAGCAUUCAAUAAAGUCUUUAUGUUUGUAAUUAGUGCUGUAUAUUACCAUUUUUGUAAUUUAAUGAAUAUAAAUAGGAUAAUGGUUAGAUUGAUGGGCUAUUUUCCAGCAAAAUAGUAACAUUUAAUUAAAAGAUUUAAAUAAUAAAAUUAAAGCAGGUGGCAGUUAUCAAACUGAAAUGAAGGUAGUUUGACAAAAUAAAUGUUGAUACUCAAAUUUUAGUUAGGCUUUUUGCAGAAAAAACCAACAAUGGGUGCUAUCCGGUGGUGCAUUGUCAGUUGUACACAUCUGGGGGGAAUUUUUGUUACUCAGAUCUGCUCCAAAACCCCCCCACCCCUCACACAUUCCAGACUAGUUUUUAGGAGAAUGGGUUAGUCUGGGAAAUUACAGGAGAAAAGCCAAUUCAUUCUACUUAAUGGAUAUUAUUCAAAAUUGUUAUGGCCCUCAUCUCCUCUUCAUUUUAUUGACCAAACAAAACAAGAUUCUAUCUUUAAUGCAGAAGGCAUGUUCACAUGCCUUGCACAUAUUCAUCUUUAUGUCUACAAAUACUUGGAAUAAUUAUAAUGAUAGUAUUUUGGAUUUGAUGGGCAAUAUUCCAAAAUAUAAACACAAUCAUGGAUCUGAUCGUGCUUCACAUGAUUCAAAAUAAAAUAUUUCACUUUACUAUAUUCUAUUGCCUCCUCAGAAGGUGGCAGAAAGUGAAUGCAGAAUUAAUGGUUAACAUUUUUAAGUAAUUUUCUUUAUCAUACCACCAUAAUCUGCCUGGAGGUUUUAAACAGGAGAAAAAUAUUUUAAGUAAAUAUGAGUAUCUAAACUAAUAUAAAUCUUUCUCAUUUAACAAAUAAUAAUCUUUGUAAUAUUUCACUAUUACAUGUGUUUUCUUUUUUUACUGCUUAUGGAUUUAUGAGUAAGUUUUCUAUCUAUAGGUUUUGGAAGAUGUCUGAUUUACU
Molecule: messenger RNA, 3568 nt
Organism: Ahaetulla prasina
Lineage: Eukaryota; Metazoa; Chordata; Lepidosauria; Squamata; Colubridae
Gene: PPP2R5A
Product: protein phosphatase 2 regulatory subunit B'alpha
Exons: 14
Coding region: 871-2352 (493 amino acids)
Biological process (GO): protein dephosphorylation; signal transduction
Cellular component (GO): protein phosphatase type 2A complex; nucleus; cytosol
Molecular function (GO): protein phosphatase activator activity
Source: RefSeq, a predicted model, not a curated record